Messenger RNA from Spea bombifrons (plains spadefoot toad), 2168 nucleotides. It is a transcript of the gene MANSC1, whose product is annotated as MANSC domain containing 1. The record is from RefSeq and is a predicted model, not a curated record. The transcript is spliced from 4 exons. Lineage: Eukaryota; Metazoa; Chordata; Amphibia; Anura; Pelobatidae. Bases 181 to 1824 code for a protein of 547 amino acids.
CGUCUUCUCCAGAUCCUGGAUACUGCCCCCCCCCGAGCGAUGUAAUAUUCGAACCGCGAGAACAGGAGAGCGAUAUCGAGUGAUCUUCAGGAUAACUCGCGCCGGCGGAACGCGUUGAAUCGUCCUUCUUCUGCCAUGGGACGCCGGUAGCGGUAAAAUUUCCGCCCCGGUCCGCUUACCAUGGGGGUCUGCAGUGUAUCGCCCCCGUGGGCCGUGCUUCUAUUUGCCCUGCUUUGGGGGGGCCCCGCUCCCUGUGCGGCACAGACCUGCGUCAGCCACCCCAUGCCUAACAUGGUGAUAGACAUCGAGCCCGCCGUGUCCCAUGGCGUCCGCAGCGCCGAUCCUAUACACACGUCCACCAUGGAGGAAUGUUCUGCCGCAUGUUGCAGCGAGCACUCUAUAGCAGGUAACCGAGACUGCAACCUCUAUAUAUACGACACCCGCAAGAUACGGGCUCAUCCCAACUGUUAUAUGUUCAACUGUCCCACCCCGGAGUCCUGCAAAAUGACGCCGGCCGAGGGGGUUAUGAGCUACAGCCUGUGGACGGAAAGUUCCGGCGAUAAAGGUCCUUUGUAUUCAUCCGAAAAAAGGCAAAAGCAAGAACCCAUCUCCAGUAAGCGUGUUGAAAAGGUUGAUGCUGAAAGCUCAGCAGGCAAAGUGUCCGGGUCUGAGUUGCGUCCUCAGGUGAAGGGAUCUGGAUCUGCGGUACAUGCGCAAGGUUCUGUAGAACAGUCCCAAAGGGACGCAGCCAAGGAACCUGGUUCUACACUACGCUCCCAAUCCUCCGCGAGCAAAGAACCAGAUUCCGUGGUAGACGUACAGGGCCCUGGAAGAAAGGGGUCCAGCUCCAAGGCAGAGUCUUCUAGAAAAGAGUCAAGUAAAUCGCAAGGAGCUCUAGGACAACGUUCAGGCUCUGGGAGCGUGGCAGAAAAGUCUCACAAUCCAGGAUCUCUAGACAACGACCCUGCCGGGGAGCAGAGCCGGAUCACCACUCAGAUGCUCCGUCUGACCGAGAACAUUGAGAAGCACCUGGAUGAAAUGAUACAAGAACCAGUGCCCAAUCCAGACGACUCCCUCCAGACUUCUUAUCUCUCUCCAACCCAAGCUGAGCCUACAGUAGGAAAGCCGGUGACGACCGUCCAGCACAGGGGGCUUCAGCGGGGAGAAAAGGGACCGGAACUCAAACAAGCCAACGAGAGACGUCCCCCCGCAACAUUCCGCACGAUGCAUACUACGCGAGUGCCGGGCACGAGGCUUGGCACAAAUGUACAAAAACUUAAAGCCACCACAGCUGCCUUUCAAACUGUACCUGCUACGAAACGCAAUACAAUCCCUAACGGGCCAAGUUCUUUAUCUAAAGGCUUAGAAAAAGCCAUGGGUCAUGCUGGUUCUGGAUUUCGUCCGAGUCCCAAUCCAAAAGAUGCGCUUGUCCACCCCAAAACCAGCACAAGAUUUCAAGGUCUUCAAAAUGGACAUCUAACCAGGGUACCCGUACCAGUCACACCCCAUAGCCCUUUAAUCACUUCGAUUGCCAAGACCACAAGGGCAUCUAUUGAACCCACAGUUGUGACUCCUAAAGCGCCCAGAUCUACCAUGUUGACACCGAUGGAGGAAGUCAAAAGGCCCGUUGAGAGACCCAUCGAACUGGACACCUCUGGGUCCAAGCAGGACAACAUCAACGGCCUGGUAGCUGCCCUGGUCUUCGGAGUGAUAUUUCUGAUGGUUGUGAUUGGCCUUAUUGGCCGUAAGCUUUCCGAGGCUUACCGCAGACACCGGUACACCAAACUAGAUUACCUCAUCAACGGAAUGUACGUGGACACCUAAAGAACGCAUCGGCUUUUACAGGAGUUUACAGAAGAAUGAAAAAAAGGACUUUGCGUUCUGUUACCCCCUCGCACAUUUUACUUGCCCCCCUAUUUUUCUUUCGGCAUAAUCACCCAGUACUAAAGGGAAUUGUAAAAUGCGUUGUGAUCCUGGAUGUCAUGGCAACCCUGAUCAAAAAUGGAUGUUUUUUUUCCAUUUAUUCUGAGCCGACUCAAAAGUUUUUUGAACCUGGAGAUGAAUAAAAGUUUGAAGUCGUGGAACCUCGUUCUGUUUGCUUUCCUAUGUCUGACUGUCCGAUCGGUCUGGUUUUCAAAAGGCAAACCGUUAUUAAAACAAUGUACAAA